Gracilinanus agilis (Agile Gracile Mouse Opossum) is the source of this 1247-nucleotide messenger RNA. It is a transcript of the gene KCNAB1, whose product is annotated as potassium voltage-gated channel subfamily A regulatory beta subunit 1. The coding region runs from base 1 to 1017 and encodes 338 amino acids. Lineage: Eukaryota; Metazoa; Chordata; Mammalia; Didelphimorphia; Didelphidae. Gene Ontology annotation, cellular component: voltage-gated potassium channel complex; cytoplasm; extrinsic component of cytoplasmic side of plasma membrane. The record is from RefSeq and is a predicted model, not a curated record. Gene Ontology annotation, biological process: negative regulation of delayed rectifier potassium channel activity; potassium ion transport. Gene Ontology annotation, molecular function: transmembrane transporter binding; potassium channel regulator activity; voltage-gated potassium channel activity. The transcript is spliced from 14 exons.
AUGCAUCUCUAUAAAGCAGCUUGUGCGGACAUCCCCAGCCCCAAGCUGGGGCUCGGGAAAUCGGGUGACUCGGCUUUGAAGGGGAAACGGCCUCUCGUGGGGCCCCAGGCGCGACUUCCAGCAUGGUGCGGGCCUGGGAAGAGCAGCGGAGCCGUGGAACGGAAGCAUUUGGAGAAGUUCUUAAGAGUCCACGGGCUCUCGUUACAGGAGACGGUCCGGGCAGAGACCGGCAUGCCUUACAGGAAUCUUGGGAAAUCAGGACUCAGAGUUUCCUGCUUGGGCCUUGGCAAAUGGGUUUUGUUUGGUGGGAGAAUCAGGGAUGAAGUUGCUGAAAGACUAAUGACAAUUGCCUACGAGAGUGGCGUCAACCUCUUUGACACUGCAGAGGUCUAUGCUGCUGGCAAGGCUGAAGUGAUCCUUGGAAGUAUCAUCAAGAGGAAGGGAUGGAGGAGAUCCAGCCUGGUCAUAACAACCAAACUCUACUGGGGUGGAAAAGCUGAGACGGAAAGAGGAUUGUCACGAAAACACAUCAUCGAAGGACUGAAGGGUUCCCUCCAGAGACUGCAGCUCGAAUAUGUGGAUGUUGUCUUUGCCAAUCGGCCGGACAGUAACACACCCAUGGAAGAAAUUGUGCGAGCGAUGACCCACGUGAUAAACCAGGGGAUGGCCAUGUACUGGGGCACGUCAAGAUGGAGCGCAAUGGAGAUCAUGGAAGCCUAUUCUGUAGCAAGACAAUUCAACAUGAUUCCACCAGUAUGUGAACAAGCUGAGUAUCAUCUUUUCCAAAGAGAGAAGGUUGAGGUACAAUUGCCGGAACUAUAUCACAAGAUAGGAGUUGGGGCAAUGACCUGGUCCCCGCUCGCCUGUGGGAUCAUCUCAGGGAAAUAUGGCAAUGGUGUGCCUGAAAGCUCCAGGGCAUCACUCAAGGUUCUUCCAAAGAUGACUUCGCAUGUGGUGAACGAGAUCGACACCAUCCUGCGGAACAAGCCCUACAGUAAAAAGGAUUAUCGUUCCUAAUAGGUUGCAUGAGAAGACGGAAGUGCAUGGUUAAAGCAGGGGCUUGUACACAGUGCCGAACUGUACCAAUAUCCAGUCAUCCGAGUCCCUUAGCAGCCUCUAGCGUUCCCGGAUCCUUCGAGGUGUCUGCUGUCGCUACCACUGUGCGCCAAGGUCCGAAAGCACAUCCGAAGACUUAACCACCGACAAUAGCGAUUCUAUUUUCUUAUCUAUGACUAAAGCUGCUGAUC